AUGUCUCUGAUCGUACCCAAGGCAGCGCCGGCCAUCAGCGGCCUCUUACCGCGAGACACUGUCAAUCCGUCCUGCGUGAGCUCGUGCUCCAGCGGCGCCAUCACCACGUCCGAUCUGUGCAGUCUGGGCAUCGCCGACACAGCCUUUGGCGCCUGCGUGAAGGAUGCCUGUGCUUCAGAGGACAUUACAGCAUUUUUAGCUACGGUGACGGCAUCCUGUGUCAGCGGUGCCUCCUGGGCGUCGUCGGGCUGGUCGUCCGCCACCAUCGCAGCGACAGCGUCCGUCACGUCAGCCCCCGGGGCCUUUCCUAACUCGACGCUGACGGUGCUCCCAUCCGGUCCGGCUAGCUCGGCAGCGGCUAGCAGCAACGCGACGACGGCCAGCGCCAGCCUCAGCAGCCUCAGCAGCCUCAGCAGCGCGAGAGUGGGCGCGUCUUCGGCUGUGUCGGCGUCGACUACUCCGAGCUCGAGCCGGCCAACAGACGCGUCGGCAACGACGUCAGCAGCAUCGAGCACGGCAACCAAGAAAUCGGCCGGCACGCGGGCCUGGCCAGGCCCGCUUUUCUUUCUGGCCAACCCCGGCAAGCUCCGCAUCUCCCACCUGCUUAUCGUCCAGAGCCUUUUCCCGAGCAGACCUGCCUCAGCUACUGAUCAUCUUUGCCUUGCCGCGAUUGCCGACGCUUUUUCUGUUGCCCAUCCUUUGUCUGCCCUCGACCGUUUGGCUUGUCCGCGCGACGUCUACGACCGUUCCGCUUUCUGCCUGAUUUUCGCCGGCCGGUCGAGCCCGCCGCCGGUCUCUCCUCGCUCGGCGUCGCGUCGCCUGCGCUCGCGCGCUCCCAACCUUUUCCAGCCAUCGACGACACAGGCUCCGGGUCCGAUGCAACGGCAGCAGAUGCACCGCCGCUCGCCCGGCACGGAGCCUGGCCCGGGAGGCCCGAUGCAGAGCAUACCCGGACGGAGCAUGCCGCAGGCUGUCGGGGUCGGCAUCGCCGGACCAGUGUCGUCUCGACCAUCCAACGCCUCCAUUCGAUCGACAGGCGGCAACAGCAUCAACGGGAGACGGGCUAAUAAUGCAAGCACCUCCGGCUCCAUCUCCGGCUCCAUCUCCGGCUCGAGCUCCAGCGUGCCUCUCUCACAGAUCGAAAAGAGCGUGACCCAUCUUCUCGUUGCAACGAAACAGCUGCUGGAAACACUGACACAAUGGUCGCGCGGACAGGCGACGGACACGCAGGUGUCAGAUGUCUACGUCCGGUUGGGCUACGAAUUCAACAUGGCCUGCCGCGCCUUCACGGCUAUUAAUGUGGACACGUCGGAUCUUGGGAACGUGCCGGAGCUGUUGCGCAAUAUCCUGGAGGCCACACUGAGCCAAGAGGCCAGCAGCGAAAGCCUCGACAAAUACCUCCCUCGCAUACGCGACAUUAUCAUCAAUCUCCUGCACGGCCUCAAGCGGAAACAACAGAAGCUGCGGCAAAAGCAGGCGCGCGAACGAGAUUCUGGGGUUCCAGGCGGCGGCAGCGGCGGCGAUCCCACACGAACAGUCAGCGUCAGCACGAUUGCCAGCUCUAGUUCAGGACUGUCAACCAUGUUGAACGAAGGCAUCGACAACGGCUAUCGUGGCGACGGGCCACAGCCUCCGCCACAACCACCGGCUCCACCAAAUCGUGAUGGCGUCAAUGGCCGGGGAGCGUCUCCCGGCCGGCGAUACGUUCCUCCGCGAGACUCAUCGCAGGCGUCCAUGAGCCCCGAGCAGCCCAGCCUGCCGAGCACGCCCAAGCAAAACGGCCCGACAUAUGUCAGCACGAUAGAGAACCCGUCGGGGCCGAAUACGCCGGCCGGCGAGCUGAACAUUGAUGCCUUCCCUCCACCACCACCGCCCAAGUCGCAGCAGAGCGCGCUGAUGGCGCUGCAGCGCAACGGCGACCAUCUGGAGCGACGAGCGUCACGGCGGUACUCUCAGUACCACAUCCAGAAGCACCUCGGCAGCAGCUUUUCGACGGGCGUGCCGCUGCUGCCGUCGCAGAAUUCGCCGAUUCCCAACCGUGGCCGCGCCGAUGUGCGCGAGUCGAUGCGGGCAGUGCAGGUGCGGGAGGGCGCGACGCGGUCGAGUCGCAGCGGGUCGUCGCUGUCGCGAAACGGCUUCGACCUGUCUGCAGCACAGGCGGCGAGCCAGAUCGCGGAAGAGCAGAGUGGCAGCGAGAAGGAGGUGGUGGUGGCGGCCGGCGAGACGGGGCGUCGUGGCGACAGUCCGAUGGCAAAAACGCCCGACGACUUGUACCCAGAAACAAGUGCAACGCUCAACGGCCCACCGACAGACCUGAUGCCAGCAAUUUCGGCGGAGGACGAGGACAACUACCGGUCGUCGGUGCCACGACGCGGACGUGCCAAUUCGAGAUACGGCGGCGGCGCCGUGGCCGAGAUGCCGGCGUCGACACCAACGGAAGCAUCGACAAAAGCGGCCAUGUCAGCAGCAGCAUCGACAGUGUCAGCUUCGCCAGGCGCCAUGGUGCAGUCACCACCGACACCGCCGCCACAGCCGGGCGAGCCGGCGUCCAAGGAGCUGACGCUGUUUUUACAGUACAAGUCCAAGGUCAAGAAGUUCAUGCUGCCAGAGGGCUACAACGAGCUCACGAUCGGGCGACUGCAGCUGGCUUUUAUCGAGAAAUUCUCGUGGAACACACAGCAGAACGGGGCAGAUCUGCCGGAGAUCUACAUCCAGGACCCGGUGUCAGGGGUGCGGCACGAGCUGGAGGACCUGGCGGACAUCAAGGACCGGACAGUGCUGGUGCUGAACGUGGAGGCGCUGGACGAGGUCAAACGGCACAUUGACGAGGGUCUGGGGUCGCUGAAGCAGAUGGUGCAGCAGGUGAAGCAGAACGUGGACGAGCAGGGCGCGGCACUGCAGCGAGUGUCGGACCGGCAGCAAGAGGCGGCCAAGGAGAUGACACGUCUGCGACGAGACCUAGCAGUGUUGCGACAAAUGUACUCGAGCUUCCAGUCGGACAUGGAGAGCUCGAUGACGGCAGUGCGCAACAAGGCAGCCAAUGUGGCCCUGGCAGCGGCCAAGGCAGUGAUUCCGGAUGUGGAGGACGGGGGCGGACAGGCGCUGGUGGCACAGGGCCGCAAGACGCUCAAUGCAGAGUCGGACCGGCUGGUGACCAAGGUGGACGACCUGCAGGACCUUGUGGAGGACCUGCGCAAGGACGUGGUGCACCGGGGUGUGCGGCCGCUGCCACGACAGCUGGAAUCGGUGACGAAGGACAUUACGCAGCUGGCCAAGGACCUGAGCAAGAUGGAGGAGACGAUGCGGCGGGAGAAGCCGCUAUGGACAAAGAUCUGGGAGAAGGAGCUGGAGGAGGUGUGCAAGGGGCGGGACGAGCUGCAGCUGGCAGAGGAUCUGCUGGUGGACCUGCGAGACGACCUGGAGAAGGCGUCAGAGACGUUUGCGCUGGUGGAGCAGGCGACCAAGGAGCAGAUGAAGGACACGGGUGCGGGCGGCAGUGCUGGCGGUGCAGGCAGCGAGAACGUCCUGGGCGGGGUGUCGCUGGUGGCGCGAGGGCUGCGGAGCAUCGGGGACAAUGCCGGAGUCGAUCCGAACGCGGCCAAGGAGGGCGUGCUGGGGGAGGUGCGGGCGCUGCAGCCGAACCACGAGAACCGGCUGGAGGCGAUUGAGCGGGCGGAGAAGCUGCGGCAGAAGGAGCUGGAGAGCCGGCGGGUGAACCCGCUGAUGAAGGAGCUGUCGGACUUUGUCGACGAGGGCCGGCUGAAGAAGUCGGGUGGAUACGAGGAGGUGGAGCGAGCGCGACGGGCCAAGGAUGAGCAGAUCCGGCGACAGGUGUGGGAGCGGCAGAACGGCAUGAUCUUUGACGAGGCCGACAUGGACGGACUUGAGGGCGAGGAGGGCGAGGAGGGCGAGUACCUGGAGGGGGACGAAAUCGACGACCUGGACGGGCUCGAGGGCGACGAGGAGGACGGAGACGUUGAGGGGGUCGAGGAUGAGGGCGAGGGCGAGGGCGAGGGCGAGACGUCGCUCGAGGGCGAGACGUCGCUUGAGGGGGUGGACGAAGAUGGGGAGGUCGAUCUGGACGCGUUGGAGGGCGUCGAGGCCGAAGGAGUCGAGGCUGAAGGGGACGAGUCCGUGGUGGCCGACAGUCCGGUAUCGGUCCGGUGA
Molecule: messenger RNA, 4167 nt
Organism: Grosmannia clavigera kw1407
Lineage: Eukaryota; Fungi; Ascomycota; Sordariomycetes; Ophiostomatales; Ophiostomataceae
Product: bud-6-like, actin-interacting protein
Exons: 6
Coding region: 1-4167 (1388 amino acids)
Biological process (GO): establishment of cell polarity
Cellular component (GO): cytoplasm; cell tip
Molecular function (GO): cytoskeletal regulatory protein binding
Source: RefSeq, a predicted model, not a curated record